Molecule: messenger RNA, 6199 nt
Organism: Crotalus tigris (Tiger rattlesnake)
Lineage: Eukaryota; Metazoa; Chordata; Lepidosauria; Squamata; Viperidae
Gene: PELO
Product: pelota mRNA surveillance and ribosome rescue factor
Exons: 2
Coding region: 273-1430 (385 amino acids)
Biological process (GO): nuclear-transcribed mRNA catabolic process, non-stop decay; nonfunctional rRNA decay; ribosome disassembly
Cellular component (GO): cytoplasm
Source: RefSeq, a predicted model, not a curated record
UUCUCCGAGACGCUUCCCAUCCCUUGGCUAUGGCUUCUCUCCACGCCAGCCAUUCAACGAGGGGCUGAGAGGAGCCUAGCCGAAGCGCCCAGAAGCAAUCCAAGCCCGCGGCUUGUUAGCGCUCCGCCCGCCCGCAGCAUUGCCCGCCCCGGGUCGGUCGUUGCUGAGUCCCGAGGCUGGUCGCUGGGUCGAUCAGCAGGGCCGAGCGCCGGCUCCUGCAGGCCGAGAAGAGAGGAGGCGGCUGAUCCCGGGCUGCGGCCGCUGGAGCCACGAUGAAGCUGUUGCGGAAAGACAUCGAGAAGGAUAACGCCGGGCAAGUGACGCUCAUGCCCGAGGACGCCGAAGAUAUAUGGCACGCCUACAACCUGCUGCAGGUGGGCGACAGCCUGCGGGCCUCCACCAUCCGAAAGGUGCAGACGGAGUCGUCCACGGGCAGCGUGGGCAGCAACCGUAUCCGCACCACGCUCACCCUGUGUGUGGAGACCAUCGACUUCGACUCGCAGGCCUGCCAGUUGCGCGUCAAAGGCACCAACAUCCAGGAGAACGAGUACGUCAAGAUGGGCGCGUAUCACACCAUCGAGUUGGAGCCCAACCGGCAGUUCACGCUGGCCAAGAAGCAAUGGGACAGCGUGGUGCUGGAGCGGAUCGAGCAAGCUUGCGACCCGGCCUGGAGCGCCGACCUGGCCGCCGUGGUGAUGCAGGAAGGGUUGGCCCACGUCUGCCUCGUCACCCCCAGUAUGACGCUGACCCGGGCCAAGAUCGAGGUGAACAUCCCUCGAAAGCGCCGAGGGAACUGCUCCCAGCACGACCGGGCCCUGGAGCGGUUCUACGAGCAAGUGAUGCAGGCCAUUCAGCGCCACCUUAACUUCGAAGUGGUCAAGUGUGUCCUGGUGGCCAGCCCGGGGUUCGUGAGAGAGCAGUUCUGCGACUACAUGUUCCAGCAGGCUGUCAAGACCGACAACAAGUUGUUGUUGGAGAAUCGCUCCAAAUUCUUACAGGUGCAUUCAUCAUCUGGACAUAAGUACGCACUGAAAGAAGCUCUUUGUGACCCAGCUGUGACUAGUCGACUUGCUGAUACCAAAGCAGCUGGUGAAGUCAAAGCUUUAGAUGAUUUCUACAAAAUGCUACAACAUGAGCCUGAUCGGGCCUUUUAUGGUCUCAAACAUGUGGAAAAGGCUAAUGAAGCAAUGGCUAUUGAUACUCUAUUGAUCAGCGAUGAACUUUUUAGGCAUCAGGAUGUGGCUACUCGUAGUCGAUAUGUCCGGCUUGUAGAUAGUGUGCGUGAGAAUAUGGGCACAGUUCGCAUCUUCUCUAGCCUUCAUGUAUCUGGGGAACAGCUUGGACAACUGACAGGUGUAGCUGCUAUUCUGCGUUUUCCUGUUGCAGAACUUUCUGAUCAGGAAGACGAUUCUAGUUCUGAAGAUGAUUGAUGAUGGAGAAAUAUUUACCCUUCUUAUCCUAUUGUAUAAUGAGACUUCUUCCUUUAUAAUAUUUGUUCCCAAUAGUAAAUGGCUUACCAAACAAAAAAAAUAGAGAACAAUAUUUUUAAAAUGACUAGCCAAAUUGUCAUUUUGUUUACUUGAUAUUUAUGCAUUUUUGUUGCUGUGGUAAUAGUGGUAAUGGAGUUCCCCUAGCAAAACUGGGGUGACCUAACUAAUUGGCAAACAAUUGUGGUGCUUUGUGGAACAUGCAAAAACAAUAAACUGGUAUCAGACAAGAAGAAUAACAUGCUUAUUUGUAUAAGCUUUUGCUAAAGACUAUGUUGAAAAGACAAAAUUUUCACUCAGUACAAACAGUCAAAAAGCAUGUGGCAAGUAUAAAUGUCAUAUUUUUAACUCUGAAAAUUAUUAACUUAUGUACUUAUUGGGGGGCAUCACAUGUUUCCAUUUUAGCAACUGACUAUUCAAACAUUUUCUUUUAUUAUAAAUGAAAUUUUAAAUUCAUAGUUUUAAAUGAAACUUUAUUGACAUAGCUAAUGGGAUAAGAGAUCACAUAAGAUCUAACAAUAUAUUAUUAAAUAACAGUGUACAGUAUUUUUAAGAGUUGAAAGGAGAUUCAAUUGCAAUGGAAACAUUUCUAAGCUGCUUUGGUAAACCUAACCAAAUAGCUCAGUUCCAGUUAACAUGCUUAACAUAAACACUGUGCCUGAUUAUUUGUAUUUAUCCUUGCACAAUGAGGCUUGCAGCUAUGACAUAUUUAUAUAUUCAAACCAUAGAACUGCUUUGGAUUAGUUAACCUCUAGGGCAGUAGCGCCCAACUUUUUGGGCACCAGGGACUGGUUCUGUGGAGAGAGCUUUUCUCACAGCCCAUAGGGGGUGUGGUUUCAUGUGCUGCCUGCAUCCUGUGGAUGGGGCUUCGCUUGUUUGUGUGAACCGGUUUCUGGCAUGCUGCGGACUGGUGCAGGUCCACAGACCGGGGUUGGGGAUCUUUGAUCUAGGACACAGUAUAUUUUGUAGCUGAUAGAAUAAAACUAGGGAAAUGGAAUUCUCAGUCUUUGAGAAACAGAAGCAUCUAGAAUCAGUCAGAAGUAGAACCUUUCGCUAAUGUGCCUUUCUCCACACACCCCACCAUGAUCAUGAGGGCAAAACCUGUCCAGAUGCAGCUCCUAAGCUUCCUUUGAGUACAUUUGGAUAGUUUGGUUUUCUGAGUGGUUUUUUGAGAAAAACACAUUAAUUGUAUUGCAAGCUUUCCCAAAGCUUAAAAGAACAAAAAUCCCAAUUCAACCUAUGUACAUCAGUACUUUAUUUAUGGCUUUUCCUAAAUGUUAAGUGCACCUCAGUAACCAAAAGAUUAUUAAUUUCUAUUAUAGCUUAAGGGCUCAUUUAUGCUUCCUAAGAAUUGAAAUGGGGAUGCCUUGUUCUUUCUGUAGUGGUUCAGGUUUUCCUGGAAUUUCCUGUGAAUAGAAGAGGAACCCUUACAUUUGGUGGGAAGAAUAAAAGAACUGUUGGGAAGGGAAAGCAGGAACAGCUGUAGGUGUAGGUGAAAAGCAUGGUGUCUGUGAAGAUUUCCCUGUAUCCUCUUGUUCGAUAGGACUGCCUACCUGGUGAAUUUAACUUUUUCUGUAAUGCAUAACAAGACUUCUUUCCCUUUUCUUUCCAUCUCUGGCCAGUUAUUUCUUUCCAUGGUCUCAUCACCAUCCAGAUUUGCCCCCCUCUUUCUCUUUUCAUCCUUUCCCAGGGCAGCUACCCUUUUACCUCAUUGAUCCCAUUUCCUGAUUAUCUUUUUUCUUUCUUGUUAUUUCUGUGAGAAACAAUGAGGAAGUUGUAGUCCCUAAUUUUGGAACCAAUUAUUUUUUUAUAAAACUAUUAAUUCAAUUAAUAUGAAUUUAUUCUUGUCCUCAUCCCACCUUUUAAAGAACAUAUGGCUUCUUUAAAUUAUCUAUACACAAGUGCAUGUAUAAAUAUAUCAUGAGUACACAUUUAUUGCAGAGGGGAGAGAAAUACUUAGAAUUGGUUUCAGCUGGGUUGAAAGAACAGAAAUUGGGAUUAUACUGUACAGAAAUUUUGUCAUCUCUGUGUGUAUAUACAUACACUCAAAAUAUUAUUUUUUGGGAGAGCGGAUAGUAUUUUAAAUUUAGAGUUUCCUAUCUUUUGGCUAAAUACAGUAAAUAGCUGUUGGAAAUUCAUUACACAUUCCAUCUAUAAGAAAUUGUAAGCAAAUUCUCUUUCAAAGAAUAAGAGAGAGAUACAGAUUUUUUUUAUAAAUAUAGAUAUAUUUGCUCAUUUUGCUGUAUUGUCUGAAGCCAGAUCAACGCAGUUAAAAUGACAUAAGGAUGUAUGUCAUAACAACAUGAUCAGAUUCUAGUCUACCAUGUUAUAUUGCCUUGGGUUGUAUAAUUAUACAAGUUCCAUUUUUAUGCACCGGUGCUUCCCUCCAGAUUCCUCAGCUUUAUCCACUUAGAAAGAUAAAUUUGACUUAUUUGUCCAUUUAAAUUCAGUCUGAAUAAAUUACUUCUAAUGUAUAUGUGACUCUGAAGAGAGCAAUCUUACAUGCUAGAUUUUAAUGGUCUACUGUUAAAUCCAAGAAAGUAUUGUUUGUGUGACUUAAGCUUUCUACAAAAUAUUUAAUUGGUGUUUUACUUGUUGCCUGCAUUUAAUAGAUAGAACAGUAUUUUAAUGUAUUUAUUGUUUAUGAGUAAUAGUUGAAAAUAUCAGUUUCUUUUUUAGCAAAGGUUAAAGAUGUAGACAGAAAAACUAAAAGAGAACUUAAACAAAAGUUCUUUUAUGGUUAUAGGAAUAAAUAGGCAUGCUUCACUGAUAAAUAGAAAGCUUUGUGUAAGGUUUUAUCAGAAAUUCUGAUUUUUAGCCAAGUGUGAAAUUAAUAGCAAUACACAUUUCUGAUGUAGCCUUUAAAUAGUUCAGAUUGAAGUUGGUUAAUAGGACUUGAGGAAAAUUCCACAAUGAAUGCCAACAAGCAUAUUUUUCAGAUGGCAAAGGAUUCUAAACACGUUAGCUUUAUAAUAUUGAAAUAGCCUUAGCAGCAAAAAUCUAGAAGGAAAUUAGAAGCAUUUGUUAGAAGAUUAUUGAAUAGUGGACCAAGAUAAGGUUUUCUACUGUCUGACUUUUUACCAGAAACUUCAAACUAUGGCUGGUAUUCAAAUAACUGUUUGGUUCAAAGAGAAGAAGGGAAAAAUAUUAUUUACUACAAUAUAUAUUUAGUAUUAGAGCAAAAAUGGUGAGCUUAUGAAUAAAAUGUGCACUGGCUAUACAAGUAUACACUAAGGCCAUAAUUGUGCUGCUUUUCUUUCUAUAUUAAUUGAUUUGAACAAUUCAUUUAAUCUGUCAAAAGCAAAUAAUUCACCUGCUCAGUCCCAAUUAUCCUUAGCAUUAAGAAUUAAUACUUGCAUAGUUCUUCCACUCUGAAUUUCUUGGUUGCCUCAGAUCAAUGUUUCUUAAACUUGUAACUUUUAAGAUAUGUGAACUUCAACUUCCAGAAUUCCUCAAUCAACAUGCUGAGGUCCAUACAUCUUAAAGUUGCCAAGUUUGAAAAACAUUGGCUUAGAAUAGAUGAAGAACAUGAGAGAGUGCUUGGAUCCAAUAGAACCUGCAACAAAAUAUUGCAGUAUUGAAUGUUUAUUCAGGAUCUGGCCAACCCACAAUGCCCUUUUUCUUUGCUUCAUUUUUUUGUUUCUCAUUUUUCAAAUUUUUCCCUUUUCAACAUUUAGUUAAGAGUUUGGGCCCAUGAGAAUGCCCGCUUUAUUGUUUUCUGUUCACAGAUAGGCCUCAACUUACAACCUCAAUUGGAACCAGAAUUUCCAUUGCUAAGCAAGGUGGUUGUUAAGUGGGUUGCCAAUUUUCUGAACUUUUUUGUCUCAGUUCUUAGGCAAAUCAUUGCAGUUUAAGUGAAUCACACAGACAUUAUCCAGCUUCCUCCCAUUGACUUUGCUUGUCAGAAGUCAGCUGGGAAGUUUGCAAAUGGUGAUUACACAAUCCCAGGACAAUGUAAGCAUCAUAAAUACAUGCUGGUUGUCAAAUACCUGAAUUUUGAUCAUAUGAUGGGAUGCUCAUUAUAAGGACUGGUUAUAAGUCACUUUUUUAAAUAGUUGCAAAAUGUCUCUUUGCUAUCCACUAGCAAAAUAUCUAUCCACUAGAUAUUUGCAACCCAGAUAGGAAGGUGUAUUUUUAAAAAGUGUUUUGAACUACUGCAAAUUUUUAGCAUAAACCCUUUCUAGUCUGUUUGCAUGUACUGCGGAUAUAUCAAAAUCUGGUCAUAUUGGGAAGAGGGGAAUAAAGUGGACAUACAUAGACAUGUGUGCAUACACAGAAUAGACAUCUCCACAUUAGUCUUCCAUUAAAUAGCAAUAAUUGUUCAUGUAUACAAGUUUUGGAUUAUCCUUCCCACUUGUAAUGGGCUUCCUCUUAAAACUUAUUCAUACUUUUCAUAAGAGCAAAGCCAAAAAAGUGCUUUUUUAUUUUCUCUGACUAUCCAGGAUUUCUUUAAAAAAAAAAAACUAUUUUGCCUCAGCAGUAUUUUCAUGAGUCAAAAGAAUACUAAUGGAAAUGGGCAGUCUUCUUUCAUUUUUUUCCCAACUUCUACUACUAUAAAUGGCCCUAAGCAAUUUGAUGAGGCAGUCAUAAAAGGCAUGAUGAAUCCUAGCAUCACUUAAAUGUCAACAACUUCUUACAAUGUUUUAUGUUCCUGAGCACAUAAUCCACAAGAAAUGUCUUCAGUGCCAAAUACAUUAAAGAAAUAUAAUGCA